AUGAGUGGAUCAAGAGCCAAACAUAAUUUUGCCAAAGAAUGUGAAGAUGCAAUCAAUAAACAAAUCAAUGUGGAACUACAGGCUGCUUAUGAUUAUAUGGCAUUCUUCACUUAUUUCGAUCGAGAUGAUGUGUCAUUUCCGAAAGCAGCUGAAUUCUUUCGAAAAGCUUCACAUGAAGAACGUGAACAUGCAGAGAAAUUGGCCAAAUAUCAGAACAAACGUGGUGGUCGUGUUCAAUACAGUGAUAUCAAGUGUCCAACUAAGACAGAAUUCAGUGGUUUGGAGGAUGCGAUGAACACUGCAUUGUCGAUGGAGAAGGCAGUGAAUGAGUCAUUAUUGAAACUUCAUGAAAUCGCUGUGAAGAACAAUGAUCCAGCACUGACUGAUUUCAUUGAGAGUCAGUAUUUGCAUGAACAAGAAGAUGCAAUCAAACAAUUUGCUGACUAUGUGACAGAGACAGAUCGAGUUGGAAGUGGACUUGAUACAUCAUUACCUUCUAAUCAAAUUAAAAUGUUUCCAGAUAACAUUGUAAGUUUAAAUUUUCCAUCAUUUUUACCUUAUUCAUCAACAUUUGCAUUAUUUAAUGAACUUAAAACAAAACUUAAACAUAACUCUCAUAUUAUACAAAACAAUAAUUUACAAUCAACUGAGAUCAAUCGUUCAUUAUCUCAAGAAGUUUAUAAAGACAAUAUAUCCUUAUGUUCAAAUUCUAUGAUCAAUAAUUCGAGUAGUUGUCAUAUUGAUUUUGAUGAUACCCAAACAAUAACUCCAAAUGAUGAUCAUAUUCAUCAUAAUAGUAAUAAUGAAAGUAAAGAUCCUAAUGAUAACAAUGAAGAGUUUUCAUUGAAACUUGAAAAUUUUGGUAAUAUUUUUAAAAAUUCAUUCAUUCCUCCAUAUUAUUCUAUACAGAAAAAUAAUCAUUUAACAUAUCAACAUAAUUCUCUAUUACUUAAAAAUAAUCAAUAUCCAUUACAUAUUAAUAAUAAUAGGCAAUCAAAUCAUUAUCAUUCUAGAUCAAUGUUAGAGAAUUCAUCAAUAAAAUUAGAAACAGGGAACAUUAAUGAUAGCAUAGUAACUAAAAAGGAUAAUACAAAUACACAAAUCACAAUGAAUAAUAUUCAUAAUGAUGAUAUCAAUGAACAAUUAAAACGUUAUCGUACUAGUUAUACACAAAAACAAAUUGAAUUAUUAGAAAAAACUUAUCAGUUAGAUCGUUAUAUUAAUCGACCACAAAGAGCUAAAUUAUCAGUUGAAUUAGAUUUACCAGAGAAUAAAAUUAAAGUUUGGUUUCAAAACCGGCGAAUGAAAGAGAAACGUCAAGCUCUAAUGCUACCAACUGUUGCAGGUAAAGAUCCUUAUUUAAGAGAAACUCUUUUAAAAGUUACACAACUAUAUUGUGCAACACGAUAUGGAAAUGAAUCUCCUAAUAUAGAUAUAACAAAAUUUCAAUCAAAAGUUUCACAAAAUAGAAAUGUUUCUAAUGAACUACGCAAACGAAUAAGAACAUCAUUGAAUCCAACCACAAUAACAUCUGUAUUAUCUAAUAAAAACAAUCACAAUAAUUGUAAAUCAAACAAACCAUCGGAAAAAGAAUCUAAUCUAAUAACUAACAAACAUAAUAUAAUUCAUAAACAAAAUGAGGUUAAUCAGUCAAAUAUAUACCUUAGUAAAUCUAUGCUUAAUAUUACAAAUGAGCAAGUUAUAUCAAAAAAGCCUAAAAAUGAGGUUGUUACUUUAGAUAGUUCUUAUGAAACCACUAAUUCGAAAUAUCAGAAUCAUACACAAUUUUCUAAUGAUACUAUUAUUGAUAAGAAUAUUGAUAUGAAUAAAUGGACAAUGAUUUCUCAUCCAUUAAAUCUUUCAACUUCAUCAGUUAGUAGUGAUGAAAUCAUUCAUUAA
Messenger RNA from Schistosoma mattheei, 1899 nucleotides. The record is from the annotation of a GenBank genome assembly. Lineage: Eukaryota; Metazoa; Platyhelminthes; Trematoda; Strigeidida; Schistosomatidae.